GGCUUAAGCAAAAAGCAAAAUUUUCCAAUCCUGUGGGAUUCUUCUCUGCUCCCAAGUCUGCUGGCUCACAGUGCAGCAAAAUGAUCAGGCAUUUAAUAACCCUGGCAAAGGUCUGCAAGUCCUGAGGGUGUUUGAUUUGGAAUGAAAGGUGUUGGGAGGAGAUUCCUGAACACCUCCAUCCAGAGUUAUGCAGGAAAAAAAAAAGAAGAAAUAAAAGCAAGCUUUAUGAGGUCAGAAUGUGUAGCCUGCCCAGAGCUGCUAUUCCUGGUAGAAAUUAGACCCUGAACUGCCCAGGUGAAAAUCAGGGAUAAUCCCUGUAUAAGUGCUUCUAAUUGGGACAAACUGAAAGUGAGAAAGUUGAGCAAGACAGCUCUGGCCCAUCCCUGGGGGCUCUGGGUUUGCUCCCAGGUGGUAACUGAGAGGACGAUUAUGCAAAGCCUCCUCUAUAAACAGAAUUUGGUUUAUUGGCCGAACUGGGGGAAUCUAUUUUUGUCACCACUUUGUGCAAAUGUGUUACCCUUGUGAUUUCCAGCCAGGUCACUCCAAGUCAGCUGCUUUGGCUGUGGCUGUCACUGGAAGCUCCUCUGUUCACCCCAGUCCCUGGCCCCAUUUCUCACCCGCCCGGGGCUGGCUCCCAGGCGAGGGGGACAAGGGGAUGAGCCUGUGGCUAUUCUGGUAGCUGUGAGCUAUGGAGGUGUCACGUGAAGCAAAGAGCCAGAAAUGCAUGUCAAAUCGAACCAGUGACUAAUCACGGUAUUUUGGUUGUCUUAGUGGCUGCCGGGGAAAGAUUUAUGGGCUCAGAAAAUCUUCCCGUAAUAAUCCCUGAGCGCUGAUUUGAUCUUCGGCUGAGGCUUCCCAAGACCAUGCGGAAAGAGGACGGAAAGGGGGCUGCUGUCCCAGGGGUGGUGACGUCUAAACUGAUUGGAGUUCAAAAUACAAACAAGGAGAAAAGUCAGCGCUCUCUUCUCAUCCGUGUCUGCUCAGAGCCACGCGCUGGCAGCCAGAGAGGAUCCCUUUGAUCUGCCUGUGGAGCGAGAAGGGCUGGGGGCGACGGCUGGGCAGACACGACGGGCCAUUUAUUGGGAUUGUCAUCUAGCUCCCUCAUCUGUCACCUGAUGGCCGGCCAAGGAAGUGCUCGGCACAGCUGUGGACUCCUCAUCCUUGCGCAACUUGUGGAGACAAGAAAAGUAAGCAUCCUACAGGUGAUACGACAUUCAGCUAAUUUUUCUGUAAAGGAAUGAAUUCACUUUAAAUCUACUAACUGUCCCCCUGUGCCAGGCAAGAGACUGACUUUUUUUGGGGUUGAGCUUUUCUCUAACAGCUGGAGGUCUGCUGGGCAUUCAAGCAAUGGCUGUUGAGUAAGGCAGCUGUUUCAAUAUCUAAUUGCAUUUUAGCUGUAAUAGCUCAAGGGAAAGCGUUGCAUUGUCUGCCAUGAGCUACUUCCUGUCCUACUGCAAAGCACACUGCACUGCUGUGCUUGCCCAAUACCAGAGCCUGAGGUCAGAGGGUUUUCUCUGUGAUAUUUUGCUGAAAGUGAAAGAAAACGAGUUUCCUGCACACAAGUCCUUGCUGGCAUGCUCCAGCGACUACUUCCGAGCCAUGUUCAAAAGUUAUACCCAAGAGUCUAAAGCCAGUGUCAUUCACCUGCAAGUUAUCUCACCCACUGGGCUCCAGCACAUCCUGGAUUUCAUUUACACAUCCUUGCUGCCCCUUUCCUUUGAAAGCCUGGAGGAUACCUUGGAAGCUGCAAGCUACUUGCAAGUGUCUGAUGCUAUUGGCUUGUGCAGUCAGUACUUAGUUAACAAUCUCGCCCUGGAAAACUGCUGCUUCUCUGCCAACGUGGCCAGGAAGUUCUACCUGCCAGAUGCCCUAGCAGCCACAGAAAAAUACAUUAUCAAAAAUAUCUGGAAGCUGCUGGACUUGGAUUUGUCAGGACUUCUCGAGCUGAACUUCAGGUCUUUGCUAGCAGUGAUUCAAUCACCAGAUCUCCCCAUGGUGGAAGAAUGCCGCCUGUUAAAUCUUGUCCUGCUGUGGUUGAAGCAGGAUAAAUCCAGGCUGGAUCAUGCAAGCAGCCUUCUAGAGCACAUAAGAUACGGUCUCAUCCCAGUGGAAGAGCUGAGAAAAACCUACACGCAGUCAGAAGUGUCCCUCUCAGCAGGUAUUAAGUGCUUGAUCAUAAAAGCAAUAAAUUAUCACACAUCUGUAUUCAAACAGCCUGUCCUGCAGGAUAAGUCCACCACACUGAGGAACCAGAAAACUCGGAUCAUUCUACUGGGGGGAGGCACAGCCAGUGAGGGGCUCGUCACCGAUGUGGUGGCCUUUGAUGUUUACAAUCACAAAUGGCGAACCCUCACGCAGCUGCAGGACAGGGUGCAGAACCACAGUGUGUGUGUGGUGGGGAACUUCCUCUAUGUCUUGGGUGGGGAAAUACAAAGUGGUACCCUGGAUGAUGCUAAAAUUGAAAAGACCUUAUCGGUUACAAACAAGGUCCAUCGGUAUGAUCCAAGAUUUAACACAUGGACCCAAAUCACGGGCAUGCUGGAAAAGAGAUGCCAGUUUUCCUGCUGUGUCCUAGGCAAGGAUAUCUUUGCCAUUGGUGGAAGGGGUGAGGCUGAGUCGCUGCAUUCAUCUGUGGAAGUCUAUGACAUCAGCAGAGACAGAUGGACGAAGGCCAGGGAAUUGCCAUGCAGAAUACAUGGCCAUGCCAGUGCUGUUUGCAAGAACACCAUAUACAUCUCUGGGGGCAAGUACUCGGCCCCAGCCAGCACAAGCAAUGACGUUUAUUCUCUGAGCUCACUUGAAGGGCAGUGGGUGAAACGCGCCCCGAUGAGCAUUGCUCGGUUUGGGCAUCAGAUGGCAACAAUCAGGGGAUCCAUAUUUACCUUUCUGGGAUUAUAUGAACCCUUCUCUGAAAUAGAAAGGUAUGACCCGGAUCAAAACCAGUGGACUCGGUUAAGACCACUGAUCUACGAUCGAUUCUCCUACGGCCUGGCAGUGGUAGAGGAAACAGCUCUUCUCAUUGGGGGAAAGAAAUGGCAAAACUCCCUGGAGGUCUCCACGCAAGACGUGGUUGGCUAUGACAUCGACAACGAUGGCUGGGAAGAGAUCUGCAAGGCCCCUCUGCCGUGGUGUGGGCUGCAAUGCGCCGUGCUCCAGCUCUCCGAGGUAGCCGAAGAGCAGGACAACGAUAGCCAGCAGAAGAAGCUGCCCAACUGCUGAGCUCCCUUGCUGAGGAAUAUCCAUCCCAGGAGAUGAGUGAGCAGGGCAGUCCUGGAGAAGAAAAUUGCAGUGGCACUGAAUGUGAGAGUGAAAGUUUUGCUUGGAUAAGCAAAAUACUUGGUGGAAACAGGCAAGAAAAUCUGGCCCCAGCACAGGAAACACAUCUAGGAUUUAUAAAGAUGGAAGCUGAUCUCACUGAGCAAGGAUGUAGCAAGUAGCACGUUCAGAGGCGAUGAGUGAGAACUGUAAUCCUUGACUCUUGGAUAAUACCUAGAUAGCAAUUAGUAGGUGUUGCAAGUCAGAUUUUUCAAAUAUUAAAAAAUAUGAUCCAUCUUUUCUGUUUUCUUAAUCAGAGGUAAUUUUCCCAGCUGGUAAGUGCUACUGAGUUUUUAUUCUAUGGCUAAGCAAAAGGAAAGAGAACUGUAUAAAGACUAGAAAAUUGAUGCCUACAAGAAUUAGUAGCGAGUAUUGCCAAGGAAAAGGUAUUAUUUGUUAUACUAUGUACUAGGCAAGAAGGGUAAAAUGCUUUGUUGCUGUUGAACUGCUACAUGAGAGAACCCUGCAGUCAAAAAAGGUUUACUUUCAUCGAAGAGUACAAAGGGGAGGGAGGUGACUGAAGGUUUUCAGAAGUCUUUACUCAGUGUCUGCCUACAUACAAAUCAGCAGUAGUGUCACUCCCCUUUGGACACACUGGCAGUGUUUGAAGUCACACAGGGGUACUUCAAAAUACAUGGAUAUGUGAAAUGCAGACAAAAUGGUCAGAUGCCACAGAAUCAAUCUGGUAUAAAGUGAAUCUUGAGCCAUAAAUGUUCAUUUAAAAGCUAAAUUUAUUGUAUUUAAUUUUACAGUGUUCCCUUUCUAGGCUGAGAGUUAAUACAAUAAAAAUAUAUAUAGAAGAACAUUUAAUAGUCUUAAAAGAAGGCAGCACAAUGGAAAGGACGCAUGUUCUUUGUCACCAGACUAGCUUAAAAAACUGUAAUGUUUAAUUUUCACCUUUAAAGCAAUCAAGCUAACUUUACUAAUGUAAAGUGCAGGCAGAAUGGCUGUUGCAUAGCAACAGAUCUAUGUCUUCUGAACUGCCUUGGUUUUGACAAGGAAUCAACUACACAAUGUGCAUAUACAUCCAUCAGAUAUAAAGAGUUUUUCAUAUGAAUAUAUUUACUUUUGGUCCAGUAAAACAAUAGCAAGAGAAUCUAAAUGCUUGGGACAAUAGCACAAUCCAUUUCAAGUCAAGCAUUUUUUAAGAGAAAUUUACAAAAACCUCACAAAUUUAAUAUACAAGUCAGUACCCAUGCAGUAAAUAAAUGUCCAGUUUAUACAAACAAUAUUCUUCUAAUAGUACAAAUCUUACACUGGAUCCAGAAUUCUAUACAAACGUUAAUACAUGAUUUGUCAUCCAUAUAACUUGAAUAUAAGAUUACUGAAAAUGGGCUACAGAAAGGCCACUCUUCUGUACAGUUGUGCAAAAUCUGCAGAACAUUUGCAAUUCAAACACAAUAACAAGAUAGAAAAUGAGGGGUAGAAAAAGGAAAAGAAAAAAGAGAAAGGAGAGAG
Molecule: messenger RNA, 4773 nt
Organism: Cyanistes caeruleus (blue tit)
Lineage: Eukaryota; Metazoa; Chordata; Aves; Passeriformes; Paridae
Gene: KLHL34
Product: kelch like family member 34
Molecular function (GO): protein binding
Source: RefSeq, a predicted model, not a curated record